Molecule: messenger RNA, 3852 nt
Organism: Marchantia polymorpha subsp. ruderalis
Lineage: Eukaryota; Viridiplantae; Streptophyta; Marchantiopsida; Marchantiales; Marchantiaceae
Source: the annotation of a GenBank genome assembly
AACGGCCAAUUUUUAACCCGAUGAGAAGGUCUUCAAGGAUUGUUGAAUCCGUGCCGAUUGUUGUGGUGGUACAACUGGGGCUAGAGUUUCGAAAAAGACUUGUAGCUGGGUGGCAAGUGCUUCCCAUCAGAGAAUAUAGGCGCCGAAAUUUUCGCGUGCUAUGGAGUAAGCAACCUCAUCAACUUGUGUGUCACCUAUCUUAGUAGGGAUGAUGCUGAUUUGGGGUUCCACUGACUGGGUAGUCUGCUUGUCACUCUGGAGACCUCUGGCUUCGAUUGUGCACGACGCAUGUGUCUUCUUUAAUUCGGUAUGUGUCAAAAACAUAACACAAGCGACAAGUCCGCGUCAUGGAACAACUUUUUUAGGACGAAGCGAACCAUUCGAUGGGUCUGUUUUUUUUUGGGGUUCAAUUAUUGGCCUAAACAGGUUAUAGUGACAUCAUUGUGUGGGACAAUUGAUUCGGUCAUGGAGAGGAAGCUUUGGUGGCAUUUUUAUCAAAAGGAAACCAAUAUCUUGACUGGGUAACCAUCUCGGACAAGAUUGGCUUUUUGUAUGACCUCCGGAUCAUGCAACUUGUCAGACUCUUUUCCCCACGUGGUUGAACGAUCCCUUUCAGCCUACGUUUGAAUGUAGCCAAUUGGAAGGUGUGGUCAUUUGCCACGAAUCCGAUAUCACGAAGAAGCUAAUUCAUAAGUCAAUCAACGGAAUCUUCUAUCGAGAGGGGUCAAGUUUUUGAUGCUCUUUUGUGAUAUGUCUUGGAUUGAACAAUGGUGUGUAGGGUGAUCUAACUGUGACUCAAUAUAUGUAGCUAAGCUGCCUAAUAUCAGAACACGCGUAAGAAGUACUUGUGCCUUUUGGAUGGAACCAACAACUGUCCAACUGCCACGUCACAUCUGACGUGAAGAUGGAAGAAAUGGUCGUCAGCUAAGGUAAUUUUACUCAGAGGCGUUAAAGGUGAACUUUUUACAUAGGGUGUCUGCCAAGUAGUUGCCACCUGUAUGGACACGUGUUCAAUCUUCCGUGGUAAACUCCGCACUGGAAGACAUUAACGAGAGCUGAAAUUGCGGCCCUGCGUAAAGUUUUCUACACGGAAAAGGUAUAACACUAGCUGGUAGUGAGACGCAUACGUAUUCCAUCCGUGCGCGUCGUCAAAGGUAUGUGAUUUACAUCGUGAAUCAAGUCUACUCGCAUCCUUGACUAUUCGAUACGCAAAGGCGUGUUGGCGAGCUCUUAAAAUUGACUACACGCAAACCUAUGCCUACGACCGUGCGAAACGGAAGCACGACGUAUGGAGAGUCUACGGAGGGACUGUCUUUGAGACAAACAUCAACGUAUGGCGCCGACUGGUACAAAAUUCCGGAUUCUUGUAAUAAUUUUUGCGUACGCAAACGAAGGAGUUGUUCUGGAGUGUCGUUUUCCAGGACCAUGCUGCCAAACAAAGGUGUAACUGAAAAGACGUAAGAUGGCGAAGAAGCGUCGUGCGGAGCGUGGGGAUUUGGAUGAAGGCCAUGCAUUACAACAUUAGAUUGUGACUGGUACACAUGCUCUUACAAGAGAGUAAGGAAUCCGGAAGAUCGGGUUAACGACUGGUUCUACGAGCGAUACGAAGACAGACCAUAAGUCGUCUGAAAGGCAGAGUCUUGGCCAUUCAUCGUGACUCGUAUCCACAGAGAUGAUCGGGAAGAAUACAUUGUAUCGCAACUGCGGCACGACGACGGAAGGAAUCUUGGCAGCAAGGUCUAAAAGAUCCCGCAGCACUGAAAAGCCUAGGGACCUAAAUCAACGCUAGUAAUGGGUGACUCUUUGCUGUGAUUUCUCGGCUCCUCUUACGAACCGGACUCGAGUCUAAUGGGAUCUCCUUGGUCCCGAGGAUCUAUGGACCUGAACGGGAAGGAACUGGAAGAUCUUUUCCGAAAGGAAACGAUAAACUCUGUACUCUCUAACAACUUCAGAGGGAGAAAUCAAAGCUAAGAAAAUGCGGUGGUGUGGGAUGCGGUGACCAUGACGGGUGGAAUUACAUCUGUUCCUCUGCCUGCCUAUUGGUCUUCGAAGACUCCCGAACAGUGGAAAAGAGGACCCUUGAGAACGUUAGCUUGCAGCAAUCCACGAUGUGCCGCCAACAACGUCAAUUACUCAACGGUUGGUAGUAAGUCUCCCGUGGGGAGAUCAGGGCGCCAGUGCAGAACCUCGUCAAGAUCAAGGUCCUUGUCUGUCACGUCAAAUCCGAGUACGCCGGAGCAAGCAGAUGGAGAGGCGAGGAAAUGCGGCGAACUUAGGUGUAGCGACUGCAAUGCGCCUUUGAUUCCUUUGAGUCAAACGCCUUCUCGGACCACGCCUUCGAGUUUCUUAAAUCCAGCAGCCUUAUCGACGAAUUCCUUAACGCCGCCUACGCCCAUUUCCGCACGCUCAGCAACUCCUCGCUCAUACCUCGCCAGAUUGGAUCGAAGCUAUUGUAUCACUUCGUAUGUUGCUCCUCGAACACGAGAAUUACCUCCAUACAUCAAAAGACCUGCAAUCUUCAGGAAGAACACAGCGAGCGCUCCUCCUCCGUCAGAAUGUGGUGGCGAUUACAACGACGAUAUUCGGGGCAAGUUCCUUUCAGAAGAGGUUGUGCAAUCCGGAAAAGGCGAGGACGAUUUUUUGCUGCGGAAUGGCCAAAAGCCCUCUCCUUCGGCGGACCAAGCAAGAACACCAGGCGAUGAUACUGAAAAUGGAAGUGCAUCACCUCAUGUGUCGGCUGAGAUGAUAAAUGCAGUUCCAGAAAAGAGAACUGCUUCACCUUUCCAAGAACAUGUUUCAACAGAAGAUCGAAUCUUAUCACAUCCGCAAAAUUCGCCACAAGCAGUCAUUGAAACGGAAGAAUUGCUCGUUGAGAUGGUGGACAUCGACAUCGCCACGGCAAUUGUCGCGGGCAAGGUCCUUGACGAAGCACGGGAGAACGCAAACGACACGCUUCUUUCGACUUUUGAAGGGAGCAACGUAGAGAGUGAGAGUAGCGCCAGUCCAUCCCUGAGCGAGAAAGGCCUGAAUAAUUGCAACGAGCUUCUGCCCUUCUCUGACAGAAAUCGCAUCUCUUCGUUUUACAAUGCGCUGUAUACUCCAGAUACCAACAACGGCGAGGAGCAAGAGCUAGAUCUCUUCGUGAGAAGAAGCGGUGCUGAACAUGCUUUGAAGCUCAAGGUGGCAGUUGAGAUUGCCUUGUUGAGUGCCUUCGUUACCAUCUUAGUGCUCGCUUGCUUACCCUCCUUUCUCAGUAGUUUGAGAUACCAUACGUUCGGCUGCUGCUCUUGCACAAAUCAAACGGCCUCUGUUGCACCGAGCCGUCAUUUUGAGCAGUUGCUGUGGUUUGAACGUUGGGUUUACAGAGGAGCUCACAAUCUGUUGGGCUGUCGAUCGCCAACGCAAGUUAUUGGCCGCACCUUGCUAACGUGAACCAUUGAAGAUUGUCUCGGUGUCGAAAAUUUCCCCGGCUAGAAGAAAGUAGGAUCCUCAGUCAGAACUUCCGAUUCUGCUGAACCCCAAGCAUUCGGUAGCGGUUGAAGGAGAUCCUUAGCCUUGUUGGAACCUUCAUACCUCGAAUCUCCAAGCGAAUCCAACUCAUUUCUUUACGUUAUUCAUGGAUUCUCGACUCUCUUUAAAUGCGUUCGUGCACCACUGUCCCUAGACCUGUUGCAAUGCCCGUCCGCUUGUGGGGAGGAUUGAUCGGAAGUUGUCUCUUCUUAACUGCCAUCUCGAGCUCCGAUCCUCCCUAGUCAGAUGUAUGUGAAUCACACCAUCCGAUCUCAUUUCCUACUACCAUGCAGAUCCAAAAGUUUUCGCACGUCUUGGUAAAUGAAAUGAAUCCCGGUUUAC